AUGUCACCUUCUCCUGUAACUCACGUUCGUGGCUUCACCUUACUCGUCCCCUGGGUUAUUAGUUUGUUCCUGGCGGACACUGCCCUCUCGCUGCUUCUGCCUUUCAAGCCUCUAGCGCCGAACCUUACCUAUGACUUCUCCUCGUCCAUCGCAUGGACCAUCUGGAGAUGGAUCCAGAUGACAUUCGAAGUCUUCAACGGCGCGAAAAUCACCUUCUCAGGCGAUGCUCUACCCCGAGGCGAGUCGGCGGUGGUGGUGGCAAACCACGUGGGUUGGUGCGAUUUCUACAUGAUUCAAGCCCUGGCUGUUAAGGCGGGAAUGCUCAGUCGCGCUCGCUACUUCGCCAAGAUCCAACUGCGUUAUGUUCCUUUCCUGGGAUGGGGCCUGUGGGCUUUGGACAUGCCGAUGGUGACGAGGAACUGGCUCAAGGAUAAGCGCGAGCUGGACCGAAUCUUUACGGGCAUCGUUAAGAGGCGAUGGCCCACUUGGUUAAUAAGCUUCAGCGAGGCAACGCGCUUCACUAAAGAAAAAUAUGAGCAAUCAAAGAUCUGGUGCAAAGAAAACAACAAACCACAGCCCAAGCAUGCUCUCUACCCGAGGACCAAAGGAUUUAUUACCACCGUACAACAUCUUCGGCAGGCCCCCCAGGUGAAAGCGGUCUACGACUUCACAAUUGCAUAUGAACACAACGGCAAAUUCCUCGAUGCCCCGAGCAUGUGGGAUACCCUUCGUUUGCCCGGGCUGACUCGCACACAUGGUUACAAGUUUCAUGUACAUGCCCGCCGAUUCCCGAUCGAAGACCUCCCAACAACGGACGAGGAGUUAGCAAAGUGGCUGGAGAAGGUAUGGGUGGAGAAGGGCGAAUUUCUUGACAAGAAGAAAGCUGAGUGGGAGAAGUCCCGUGGAGUGAAGCAGGCAUGA
Molecule: messenger RNA, 921 nt
Organism: Scedosporium apiospermum
Lineage: Eukaryota; Fungi; Ascomycota; Sordariomycetes; Microascales; Microascaceae
Product: 1-acyl-sn-glycerol-3-phosphate acyltransferase
Exons: 2
Coding region: 1-921 (306 amino acids)
Cellular component (GO): endomembrane system
Molecular function (GO): 1-acylglycerol-3-phosphate O-acyltransferase activity
Source: RefSeq, a predicted model, not a curated record